This is a messenger RNA of Hippoglossus stenolepis (Pacific halibut), 2219 nucleotides long. RefSeq lists its product as uncharacterized. NCBI's taxonomy places the organism in Eukaryota, Metazoa, Chordata, Actinopteri, Pleuronectiformes, Pleuronectidae. The record is from RefSeq and is a predicted model, not a curated record. Gene Ontology annotation, molecular function: protein binding. The transcript is spliced from 10 exons. The coding region runs from base 818 to 1984 and encodes 388 amino acids.
UAGUAUCUGAAUGAUUAAAACACAGACUGUGAAUAAAGAUGGACGACGUGACUGCUCCUCAAAAGUGAAGCCAACGCACAUUGUUCGCCCCCUGGUGGUUGGCUGCAGUGUAGCUCAUAAAUGUCUUGUUAUUUGAUGAUAUAAAAACAGUUGGCCGAGCUUGUGACCCAGAAAAAUCGCGACUACAUCCUCUGCUCGCUUUGGCGCAGAAUGACAUCAUCGGUUUUAAGAUGGCAGCGUUCGUACCUGGGAUACUUCGGCUUCACUUCUGGACAGAGGCAGGAAGUGGACACAGUCUAUAGUUAGUCGAGAUAUGUUAAAGAUGGAUUUGUUGUGUUCCUCCAGUUUAAUCGAGAGUAAAUGUUACAUCCAUCAUCAACGCUGUCAGACUGUAGAACAGGACGUGCUUCAUAACUACUAUUAAUUAUAUACAUGUGAUUUCCUCUGCACUUGUAUAACUUCAAUGUUUACGUCCUCACAUUAAUGUUUCUUUUCACACUUCGUCUAAAGGACGUUGUGAAGUAGCUGCACAAAUUAAAAGUUUCACCGCUGACCAAACAAAACUGCCAACAGCCGUUUAAUUUAACGUCUGCGUCAGCGAGUCGUCUUGAGAAAAGUCACACUCGGCCCGAGCGGGAACGCCGGCGUCAAACUGACGUUUGUAGUUUCCCCUUUGUUGGUGCAUCACUGCGUCGCCUACAUAAGGUCACGGUCAGACUGCGGCACAGUUUCUUAUCGCGCCGACAUGAAGAGUUCACACGUGUCCUUGUUCUGAACUUCUUAUCACACACGAGCUGGUGAUUACAUAGAAAUAAAGAUGGUUGUGUUGGCUGUGGCUGUGUUUGUAACCUUGUCGUCUUGUGCACUCGGCUGCUCGGGGAACAUGAAUCCUUCUGAGCUUCAGAGCUUGAAGAUUCAACCUGCUGCUGUUUUCAAGCAGAUGAAGAAUCCACAGUGUGAACAAACCACACUUCAGCAGGACGCUCUGACGCAGGUGAACAUGAAGAGCCUGAAGAAAAAGACUCAGAGCGACUUCGGAACAACCCUUCUUACUUAUGGCACAAGUGAUGAGGAGGAAUACGACCUGCGUGUCUCUGAGGAAGACUCCAGGAGAAAGAGCGACCCCUGCUUCCACUACACCGUCCUGGACGAUGCCUGGCGCGCCACCAACUCCACAUCCAAGUUGAGGAUGUGCGACCGCAACGUCAAAUGGAAAGGCUGGUACCGCCUCUUCUACAAGGGUAAGAGUAUCCAGAUGCCCGAGCGUUGCGUCCCUGUGAACAAAUGCAGCACCCACGCCCCGCUGUGGCUGACAGGGCCUCACCCGAAGAGGAGGGCCGGCAUCGUCACCCGCCAGGUCUGCGGCCACUGGAAGAAGAACUGCUGCGCUUUCAAAUCCUCCCCCAUCCAGGUCAAGAAGUGUCUCGGCAACUACUACGUGUACAAGUUCACCAAGCCGGUGUCCUGUGAUCUGGCUUACUGUGCGGAUGUCAACACACUGGUGUGUUCGCGCUGCAGAAGAAACCAGUCCUGUGUGAGCCGAGAUAAGAUCAACUGGAAGUGUAAGACAAAGAAAGUGAUCAGAAGACAGGUCCACUUCUUCGCGUCCUUCCCGGGUCAACUCAGCGGCAAAGUGAACCGGAUCAAGUACAGCAAGGUGCUGGUGAACGAGGGCCGGGCCUUCAGCAGCCGCACCGGGGUGUUCAGGGCUCCGGUCAGUGGGGUCUACCAGUUCUUCUUCUCCACUCAAACCGCCAACGCCGGCCAGAAGACGGACCUGUGGCUCGUGGUCAACGGCUACUGGGUGGCCGUGUCCCACACGCUGGUCACCCGGCCCUCGUCCGUGGGCAGCUUGGCCACGUACAUGACCUUCCUCCGCCAGGGGGCCAGUGUGUACGUCACACACAACUGCGGGAAGUCGUGGGCCAACGCUGCCUCCAUGACCAUCACGUUCGGAGGCUCGAUGCUUCUACAGAAAAAAUGAUGUGUUGACAAGUGUGUAGUCUUCUGAUGUUUCCUUGUGUGUGAAGAGGAAAGGGGAUUUGUGUUUCAGUAAAUAUACAGAAAGUGUAGAAGUUUACACUCUCUCAGUUUCUAUUUCUCUUACAUGCAAUUUAAUUUGAGCUUUCUUUGUGUCAGAGCUAAAUCCUGAAGUAAACGUGUGUCUAAUUUAAUGCUUGAAUAUACAUUUUUAAAUAAAAUAAAACAUGAAUAAAAGA